UGUUUGAACUACUUUGCUUAGAUUUCAAAUGAGUGGUGCAUGAUUUUUUACUUGUUAACAUCUAUUCAUAUUGUUUUUUGAUAAAUGAUGAAAAAAAUUUCAUGUAAAUACAAAGUAUAUACAGUAUUAUUAUUCGUGACGCAUCUUGGUUAAUAUUGCUGUCAAAGAUGUUGGAAAUUUGGCAUACUCAUCUUGGUUUGUAGUGAGAUACUGAGAUGUGAUAACUUUUCAUUUUUAGGAAAAGUUUUCCUCAAUUUUCUUGUCAAGGUUGAGUCACUUGAGUGUCUUCAUUUGGGUUUGCAAAGGCCUAAAAUAAUUGUUGAAAGUUGAAAAUAGUUUUCUAAAUGAUGGAAGAAGUUUUCCAUUUUGAGAAAAUUAAUGAAUGUUACAUUUUUCUCUAUUUUUCCUCAAUCCUGCCAACCUUCCCUUUAUUUUAAUUUUUUUUUUCCGUUAUUGUCUAACUUUUCUGGUGAGUUAUUGUGUGUCCAAAUGUUAUUGUGUGAGUUGAACAUACCCUUAUUGGCGUAAAGAUGAGCUUAUUAUUAAAUGUUGUAACAAAAAUAGCAGAUUUAAAGGCUUAGGAAGAGAUAAAGUUGGAGAAAACAUGGAAAUGGAAACUCCAACAAUGAGUCCAAAGAUGAAGAAAUAUUUGUUGAUAGUAAAUUGCAUAAUGUUAGCAAUAGGAAUAAGCGGCGGUCCACUAAUCAUGAGGUUGUAUUACCUACAUGGUGGUAAGAGUAUUUGGCUUUCAUCUUGGUUAGAAACUGGAGGAUGGCCUAUGAUGAUUGUUCCUCUCCUCGUUGCUUAUUUUCGACGCCAAGUGGCUCAUCCUACGCAAGCCAAGCUCCUCUUCAUCAAGCCUAGUACCUUUUGUUUUGCUGCUGUUGUUGGACUAAUAGCAGGGUCAGCAGACUACUUGUAUGCAUAUGGAGUAAAACACAUACCAGUCUCAACAUCAUCUUUAAUCUUAGCAACCCAACUAGCCUUCACAGCAGUAUUUGCCUUCUUAUUAGUCAGGCAGAAAUUCACAGCAUGUUCAAUAAACGCGGUUGCUCUUCUAACCUUCGCAGCCAUAGUCUUAGCCCUUCAUGCUAGCGCUGAUAAACCAACGGGUGAAUCAAGUGCUCAGUAUUACUUAGGGUUCUUCUUUACCCUAGCUUCAUCUGCCUUAUUCGCUCUUAUGCUUCCUAUGAUUGAGCUCACUUAUAAAAGAGCUAAACAAACUGUUACCUAUUCUUUGGUGAUGGAGAUUCAGCUUGUGUUGUCAUUCUUUGCUACCGCUAUGUGCACUAUUGGGAUGCUUGCUAGCGGCGAUUACAAGGGUUAUGUAAGCGAAAUGCACGAGUACAAACUUGGGGUUGCCAUGUACUUUGUUGUGCUAGUAUGUAGUGCAAUUAUAUGGCAAUUCUUCUACCUAGGGGCGGCCGGGGUCAUAUACUAUGGCUCCUCUUUGUUGUCCGGAGUAAUCAUAGCGGUUGCACUUCCGAUCACGGAGAUAGCCGCUGUGUUUUUCUACCACGAAAAGUUUCAGGUAGAAAAGGGGCUAUCUCUUGCUCUUUCACUUUGGGGAUUUAUUUCUUACUUUUAUGGUGAGGCUAAGGAUGUCAAGAAACAAAAAAAGAGAGAAAGAAACAAUUUAGAAUCUAGAAAUGCAGAUAUAGAAUCAUAAAAUAGGAUGUUAAUCAUGUUAUAGAAUAUUGUUUUAAUUAAAGUACCUAGUGUGUGAAUUCUACUUGUUAGAAUUAGAUAACCUGGAUUUCAGUUGGCUCACAUCAAGGAAUAAGCAAGGUUUUUCCUUAGAUGAGAGUUGCAUAUCAGCAUAUGAUUUCAAUUUUGUAAUCCUUUUGAUUGUGUAAUAUCCUCUCAAAUCAUGAUUUUUUAAAAGUUGAUUAGAGUUUAUAAUUUAA
Messenger RNA from Chenopodium quinoa (quinoa), 1907 nucleotides. RefSeq names its product purine permease 3-like. The record is from RefSeq and is a predicted model, not a curated record. The transcript is spliced from 3 exons. Lineage: Eukaryota; Viridiplantae; Streptophyta; Magnoliopsida; Caryophyllales; Amaranthaceae. Gene Ontology annotation, cellular component: membrane. The coding region runs from base 605 to 1669 and encodes 354 amino acids. Gene Ontology annotation, molecular function: purine nucleoside transmembrane transporter activity.